This is a messenger RNA of Schistocerca cancellata (South American locust), 1283 nucleotides long. Its product is annotated as cuticle protein 19.8-like. Bases 1 to 1185 code for a protein of 394 amino acids. Gene Ontology annotation, cellular component: extracellular matrix. The record is from RefSeq and is a predicted model, not a curated record. The transcript is spliced from 3 exons. NCBI's taxonomy places the organism in Eukaryota, Metazoa, Arthropoda, Insecta, Orthoptera, Acrididae.
AUGUCUGCCAAGUCGGACGGGGAAGGCGAGCUGGGCACUGAACUGGGUUUCGAACGCAGUAAAAGUAUACCAAUAGGCAUUCCUGUCUGGCGAGAUUCUCGGCGCUAUAUAAGCCGCUGUCGGCGGCGUCUGAGGCAGAUCACCGGCGACGGCGGCAGCAGUAGCAGUAGCACCAGCAGUAGCACCAUGGCAAGCAAGCUGAUAGUUUUCGUAGCGGCUCUGGCCGUUGCGCGCGCCGGUUACCUGGGCGCUCCUGCCGUUUUGGCACCCGGUGCGCCCCUGGCUGCCCGUGCCUACGCCGCCCCCGCCUACGCCGCAGCCCCCGCCUACGCCGCCGCCCCCGUGGCUAUCGCCGCGGCUCCCGCCAUCCGUGCUGCCCCCGUGGCUAUCGCUGCCGCCCCCGCCAUCCGCGCCGCCCCCGUCGCCGUCGCUGCCCCUGCCGUCGCCGCCGCCCCUGCUGCCGUCGCCGCUGAGUACGACCCCCACCCCCAGUACAGCUUCAGCUACAGUGUGAACGACGCCAUCACCGGAGACUCUAAGUCCCAGCACGAGACCCGUGACGGAGACGUCGUCCAGGGCAGCUACAGCCUGGCAGAGCCCGACGGCUCCAUCCGCACCGUCGACUACGCUGCCGACCCCGUGAACGGCUUCAACGCCGUCGUGCACAAGGAGGCCGGCGCCCACCCCGCCGCACCCGCCCGUGUGGCCGUCGCCGCUGCUCCCGUGGCCGUCGCUGCCCCCGCCCCCGUAGCUGUCGCCGCCCCCGCUCGUGUGGCUGUCGCUGCCGCCCCCGCUCGUGUGGCUGUCGCCGCACCUAUCGCCAGAGCUGCGUACGCCGCCCCUGCCCUGAGCUACGCCGCCCCCGCCAUCGCAGCCGCCCCCAUCGCCAGGGCUGCCUACGCCGCCCCUGCUCUCGCUUACGCCGCGGCCGCUCCCAUCGCUAGGGCUGCCUACGCUGCCCCUGCCCUCACCUACGCCGCGGCCGCCCCCGCCAUCGCUGCUGCCCCUGCCCUGAGCUACGCCGCCGCCCCCGCCAUCGCUGCCGCCCCCAUCGCUAGGGCUGCCUACGCCGCCCCCGCCCUCGCCUACGGCGCUGGUCUCGGCUACGGAUACGCCGCCGCCCCCAUCGCUAGAGCUGCGUACGCUGCCCCCGCCCUCGCCUACGGCAAGGCCCUCAUCCACUAAGUCACUUCCUCCUGCCCUGGCCUACCGAAAGGUCCACCUUGGUUAGACGCAUCUGACAGACACGCCUCUGUGAACAACUGAGCUAUCAAACUUCAUGU